Messenger RNA from Pseudophryne corroboree (corroboree frog), 4017 nucleotides. Its product is annotated as receptor-interacting serine/threonine-protein kinase 2-like. The transcript is spliced from 10 exons. The coding region runs from base 203 to 1567 and encodes 454 amino acids. Lineage: Eukaryota; Metazoa; Chordata; Amphibia; Anura; Myobatrachidae. Gene Ontology annotation, molecular function: protein kinase activity; ATP binding. Gene Ontology annotation, biological process: signal transduction; regulation of apoptotic process; protein phosphorylation. Gene Ontology annotation, cellular component: cytoplasm. The record is from RefSeq and is a predicted model, not a curated record.
CAGUGGUCUGUGGACUCGGAGCUCCUAGCAGUGAAUAACAUGACAGCGCCGUUAUGCGUGACGUAUGUGGAGUGACAGCGCCUCCCUCCUAUGGCAGAGUAGAAAGGGUCCAGGCACUGGCAGGAGGCGCGGCAGCAGCAGCAGCCUGGCUGGCAGCAGGAGGAGGCUGGGUGCAGAGUGACACAGUCCCGGGGACGCCAGGAUGCAGCCGCUGGAGGCAGGGGACCUGACGGAGCUGAGGCUGGUGGGGAGCGGGGGAUUCGGGGUGGUGCAGAGAGGCAGGAGCAGGAAGCUGGGCAUGGACGUGGCGCUGAAGACCGUGUGGAGACGCUCGGGUGCUGAUUCCAGUGAUCUUGAGAAAGAGCGAGAAAUGAUGAGCAGAGCAAAUUACACCUAUGUGCUACGUCUUCUCGGUGUAUACGAUAAACGGGAAGGAGAGCAUUGUGAAUAUGGCCUAGUGAUGGAAUACAUGCCCUAUGGAUCUCUCUACACCCUGUUUGACAAAAUACUUGAUGUCCCAUGGUCACUGAGGUUUCAGAUUAUUCAUCAGGUGGCGCUGGGAAUGAAUUAUCUCCAUCACGCUCUAGAGCCACCGAUUAUCCAUCGAGAUCUGAAGCCGAGCAAUGUUCUGUUGAACAAGUCCUUAGAUGUUCAGCUGACAGACUUCGGCCUUGCCAAAAAUGAAAAUUCAGGAUCAUCAAGUGUAUCGUUUGCUGGCACCGUGUCUUACAUGCCUCCCGAGGCCCUCCCAUCCGACAAAUCCGAAUACAGCUAUAAACCGACAAAAAAGUUUGAUGUUUACAGCUUUGCCAUAUUAGCCUGGUCAGUCUUAUCAGGUUGUGAACCAUACUCUGAUAUUGCCAAGAACAUGGUCCAGUUGCUAAUAACCCAAAACCCUAACAACAGGCCUGAUAUUAAACUGGUUGAAAAGUGGGAAUCUAAUAAGAUGGUUCGUGAAGCCAAGCGACUAAUGCAGGAAUGUUGGGAUGGUGACCCCGGUAAACGACCCAGUUUUUCUGCAAUCAUUAACCGGACACCAGAGAUGCAGGAAGCGUACAAGUAUGAAAUUCACCAUGAUGUUGAAGAUGUUUCGCGUAAACUCCAAAACCUAUCUUCUUUGUCUGCUAGGGGACUCUUGUUGGCCUUACAGGACAAAGACACCCUGGAUGGCAGAAACGGGCUCAAAUCUGAUACUAACAUCCAAGACAGCAAUACUUUCAGCAUAAGCAUUUUCCAAGAAGUUAUUGAUCAAAUUAGAAGAGCAGCGGUAAGUCCAGACACGCCAAAGGAUCACAAUCAAGACGCUCUUGAAGCAGAAGAAUUCUUACAAUCACAUUUUUCUCAAAUUGUUCAAAGUAAACCUGACCUGAGCGAUAUAUUAGAUGACCUCUAUUCUAGCAGUUAUUUAACACAAGAGACUAUGGACAUGAUACAGUCUGGCACUCCCCAGGAACAGGUCAGGAAGACUCUGCGUAUGAUCAUUAACAAUGGAAAGGCAAGCUGCCAUGAAUUCCUUCGGCUCUUGAAGAUUCACUAUCCUUCGCUGAUGACAUCGCUGAGGGACUAGAACUCUGUUAACCUCUUAUGUUGGUUCUGGAGAAAGAGGACAGCUGUAAGCAUGAUACUCUAUCACUACCUGACUUUACACUGUCAUUGUCACUGUCAUCACUGAGUGGUAUUAAACCCUCAAAAAUGUUUUCAUACUUUAAAGUGGAAGGUGAACAUGACGCUAAGUCUAAUGGGCAAAUUUACUAAGAUGGGAGUUCUAUUUUAGAUGGGAUGUUGCCAAUAGUAACCAAUUAGAUUCUACUCAUUUAUCUAGCACCUUUUUGAAGAUAAUACCUGGAAUAUGAUUGGUUGCUAUGGGCAACAUCCCAUCUUAAAUAGAACUCUCAUCUUAGUAAAUUUACCUCUAUGGGGUGUAUUCAAUAAGAGUUGGAAACUGCCAUCUUGUUGGAAAGACGGCAGUUUCCGACUGGAAUAGAUCGGAAGCGGUUCCGACCUAUUCAAUAGGGGCACAUUUUUUCCGACAAGUCAGGAAACCUCACUUGUCGGAAAGCAGGUGGAUCGAUUCCGCCGAUCCACCUGCUGCUGUCGGAAACGGGGCCAAAUCCGACAGGUCCGACAAACUCAAUCCGACUUGAAAAUAAGUCGGACUGAGGUGAGGAGAUGGGGAGCGGUGCGGCGGGCUACGGGGAUGAGAGGUACCUUGACGGCCGUCCCCCGGCCAGGCACCUUUCUCCCUGUAGUGCCUCCCCCGCAGACAUCACCCCUGCUGCCAGCUCCGGCUGCCGAUCGCCACACUGCUCCCCCCGCUGGCCACGUCACGCUGUUCCCCUCCGCUGGGACACAGGCAACGGACAAAUCCGACAGUCAGAAUUGGCCGCUCUUUGAAUAGGGGUUGUCGGGUCCAUUCCGACAACUGCAUUAUCGAAUAUACCCCUAAGUUGCUUACCGGCACCCUGCCAUAGUUCAAAGUCGAUUACCUUAGUCAAAUGUCUUAAGCAAUUAAUAUGUUGACUUGAGGGCACCAAGUUAUAAUAUAACAGAACUUAUCUUUAGAUUGUAAGCUCUCACGAGCAGGGCCUUUUUACCUCAUGUGCUUUUCCCUCCCUCCCUUACACCAUCAUCUCCGUCCCACUGCUAACAACCCCUCCAAGCCUUUGGUUUCAGCCUGUGCUGCUUUAAUGAGUAUUAUUGAGUAUUAUGUCCAUAUAGCUAGUACCCCAUGUUCUGCAGUGUUUUUUUACUUUAGUUAUUUCCAUGUUUUCUUGUUUUGUUUGUGCUGUCUCUGCGUAUGCACUUUGUAAAGAGCUGUAGACACCUUGUGGUGCAUCUAUAAAUAAAGGAGAAUUAUAAAUCUCUUUACGUAAGAGCAAAGGAUGAUACGUAUUGCAUACAUACAGUACCUACUCUCACGGAAGUUGCGGGAGACUCACAAUUUUUCAGGUAGUGCCCUGCACCCUCGAAAGAGUAGCCAUAUCUCCCCCCAUCCCACUUACUGCCAUAGGAAAGUGGGCAGGAUGUGGGGAAAACUCGGGGAAUUGCAGCUCCAUUUUGAGGGGAUGGGUGGAGCUAAGUGACACAACACUUGUGUAAUUUAGUCCCGUCUCUUCCUCGCGGAAUCUCAGCAUUUUGCCACUACGGAUCGUGGCCUAAUAACAUGUUAGCCCUGACCCGCCCGCCGAAGUUGCCUGCAGUGUCUCCUCUCCAGGCUUCUCCCAGAGAGGAGUCCUGCAAAGUAGGUAACAUCUUUGUAGCAUGGAGAGGCGUCUGUUACAUGUAGUAUUAACAAAAAACAACAUCACUGCUGAAGACUGAAUGCAGCGUUCCCAUCACCCACCGCAAUUCUCUAAUUUAUUUGUGGAACUAUGGGGGUCAUUCCGACCUGUUCGCAUGCAGCGGCUCUUCGCUGCGGUGCGAACGGGUCAGGACUGCAGCUGCAUGGCGGCCGCAAUGUGCACACGUGUCAUUGCCUGGCGACGGUUGUCGCCGGGCACCGACGCCGUCUGCGCAGAAAGUGAUCGCAGCGGCGAUCGCAUGAAGACUGAUAGGCGGGAGGCGUUCCAGGGCGUCAACUGACCGCUUUGAAGGUGUGGUGGGGCGAACGCAGUCGGAUCCAGGCGUUUGGAGGGAGGAUGUCUGACGUCAAUCCCGGGACCUUCAUCGCUGGAUCCGCCGCACAGGGUAAGUAACUCUUACCCUGGUCUUGUUUUGCAGGAAACGUUUUUAGCAUAACAGGGCUGCAUAAGCGUUCGCAGCCCUGCUAUGCUAAAAUACACUCCCCCAUAGGCGGCGUCAAGUUGAUCGCACCAGCAGCAAAAAGUUGCUACCUGCGAUCAACUCGAAAGAGGGCCAAUAUUUCCAUUGUAAUUAAAAUAACUAAAAUAAUAAGCUUUUAAUAUUUAAUGGUUGAAAUGUCUCAAAUUCCCUUUGAACAAGAUCAGUGUCACAGCUCCAAGAGGGGGCAGUCUGGUUGGGGAUCUGGUCUGAAGGUCAACACUGUCUAGGUCGACA